This is a messenger RNA of Vitrella brassicaformis, 2982 nucleotides long. The record is from the annotation of a GenBank genome assembly. NCBI's taxonomy places the organism in Eukaryota, Vitrellaceae.
CUAUACAUGUGCGACCAAAUGCUCGGCCUCGAUUGUCCCCGCACGGCACGUCUAUUGCUUUUUCUUGUACGAGAACUUCAAGGUGUAGUUGGCGGGGAGGGGAAGAAUCGGGUAGCGCUGAUGGACACGAUUGGGGUCCUGUAAGCACACAGCAGCAGAGACAGGACAGGUACCAGCCAUUCAGCAUGGCGGCAGGGGCUUUUUUAAUCACGCACGUACCAGCAGGCAGCAACUACAAUGGAUAAAGAAUAAUACACAGGCCGUAGAGAGAGAAAGAAAGAUAGACACAGUCUCUCGCUGCGAUGAUAUGUAGGUAUGUAUCGGCAAGGGUGUAGCAGCACAAAAACCAAAAACAUUGCCCCCUCCCUGUUCCAUACAGACCCACCCACAUUACUCGCUUUGUGUAUCACUCUCACUCCUGCUGCUAUCUGUCCCGUCCUCUCUCUCCCUUGCAGCCAAGAACCUGCCCGCCACCCUCUUGGCCACAUCGGGACGACGGAUCCAAUACAAGUUCUGUCGCUUUCCAAACUCAAACGCUGACGUGCCCACAUCAAGCCGAGCCGCCCUAAGUUCUGGCCGGGUCUCCUCUAUUUUUUCUAAACGCUUGCCAAUUCCCUCCACCCUAAAGACUACCUCUCUCUCCUCUAUUUUUCCCUUAGGAGGGGCGGGCCUGAAAAUGCCCUCCGCUGUCGCACUGCUGCCUGGGCUCACUGGUGGUGCGCUUGUUGUGCUUGAGCCUGUUGUGCCCCUGCCUGUCUGCUCGCUUCUAGGAGGAUUGCUGGCUGGCGCCUCUGUCUCACCAGAAGAAGGAGUGGGCGACGCGGUAGUGGCUGCCUCUGUCCGAAGCGGGCCAAUCGGCACCACCCCCUCUUGUGUUCUGACAAGAGUGACGUUGUCUCCUCCCUGCUCCUGCCUAGGGCCUGCCUCAUCCCCGCCUGUCUCUGUCUCUGUCUUUCUCUCCCCUGCAGUACCAGACGAGACAUCUGCACCAUAACUGCCCGCUCCUUCUGCCCCCCCGCCCCCUUCACAUUCACGCACGCCACCAGUGGCCCCCCCGCCCCCCGGAUCGGGUAUGUACGGCACGACAGGGAACCCAUGCACCUCUAGUGGCUGUACCUUCUCUUUCUUCUCCUUCUUCUUGCCGGGCGUCUUGUAGAUGAGGGUGCCUGCAGGAACCGCCAUGACGCACUUCUCCCUUUUCUCGUCCAGCACAAAGCCACCGUCCUUCACGUGCUCGCACUCCAAUGCCGGCUUGUAAAUCGUUACCUUGGCGCACGCCUUGUUCUGUGCGUUGUAAUAGCUGACGCACAUACGCACGUACGCACAUACGCAGAGAGAAAGAGGUAUCCGUAUAUUCUGCGGCUUCUCUCAUCCACUCACCCCUUUGGGCAUUCAAUCUUGAGUACAUCCUUUUCCUUGACCUGGUCGACACAAUCGCCCGUGAGGGGGUCCAGUUUAAACUUGUAAGGGCACCGUAUCUCUGCGUCGUCGAUCUUGUGCUUCACACAAGCGUCGAACUCCGCUCGAAAAUACCAACCCUGAAAAGGGUUUCGCAGAGGCCACGAGAGACAUGAAUUGCCUGUCCCUGGGCCUACCUCAUGGCAAUUGUCCUUGGCUUUCGGUGCUGUGCCCAUGUACUGCUUGCAAGUGAUGCCCAGUUUGUCCAUAGUGUAUCCCUCCGGGCACACACUCAUGAUCUCGCAGUGCUUCUUGAAGCCCGGCUUGACGUGCUCCUUCUUGUCUCCCAGCAGCUUUCGGCCAGGUGCGGUCCCAAAGCCCUGCUCCCACAUCUUGACCAGAUCCAUCUCGCGAGGGUCAUUUUCUGGAUUGUCCGCUGUCCCUGGGUUGUCUUGCUGGGCCUCGAGGGCCCUCCUCUUUUUCGUGUCGUCUGGCUGUUUGGUGCUGAUGUAGGAGCAGAUCUCUUGGUGGUUUGGCGGCACCUCGUUGAUGAUGAUGCACACCUCCAUCUUGCCCUCGGUCUCCUUCUGCACCAAGGCACACAAACGCACUGUGCAUCUAUUCGCGGCUGUACAUGUGUCGACCUUUUUGAAGCCUUCGGGGCAGUAGGUAUUGGGAAAGUAGACUUCGUUCUUGAUGCAGUAGGCAAAAGGCCCCUUUGGCUGCUCCGCCUCUUUCUUGUGGGGCUCUCCUUUCGGGCUGUGGUAGCUGGACUUGUACGCAUCCUCAACCGGAUACUUGGACUCAAUCCUCCACCAUCUGCCGCACACAGACCGAACACGCAGGAAAAAAGAGGUGGGGACAGAUGUAGGCAUGUGCGAUGGUGCCUGCAGCCGACAAGGGCUCACGUACUUUGGCUGGCCUUCCUUGUGGCCGCAUUGAGGGCUGGGGGGCUCCCGCUUCUCCCCCACACACUUGUACAAGAGCACAUCGGGAUGGAGACCCUCCGGACACUCCUGCACAUGAUUGAUCAAUCAUGAUCAAUCAACACGGCUGAAAAUGAGGGAAGGAGAAAACAGGCAGGCAAAAUGCCUUGACACUCACUAUUUUGACAGGCUCUGUCUGGUCAAACAUGUUGACGUAGUGGCACUGCUUAGUAACAUAAUCAAGCCGUUCAAUCGCAUCUUUGGUCUUCUUCCCUGAACACACAUAAGACAUGAGCAAGCUCGUCACCAUCGACACACUUGCCGUCCAUACAUCCUCCCCAAACCAAUCUACCUGCGAGGAACUUCAGGCAGUGCCUGAUGGGUUCGACUUCAACGAUGGUGCCCUUGGGCACCACAAAGGGCUUCUCCGGUAGCUUGUGCUUCUUCGCGUUGUCUUUGUCCUUGUCAGACGUCGCCAUGAUGAAGUUUUCCCCGUACCCGCCCAUCGACAGAGUGAGGGGCGUGUCAAAGUCCAUGGGGGUGAGCGUGUCGGCGUCGGCAGCAGCUUGUUGGGCGGCGAGCCUCUUACAGAUAAGGGAGAGAAGGAAGAAACGCAGCAUCGCGGCGGGAGAAUCAUUGGGCAGAUGAUGACCGUGAC